AUGGCUAUUAAAGACAGAGUAAAGAGAAUCUCAAGAGUGUUUAACCCUGAUUCAAAAGAGGCUAAGACUCACAAGACCACUAAUGAAACUGGAGCUACCACUGACGCUACUGCUACCACCGCAGAGCCAGUUGAAGUUUCAAAGACUGACGACGCUGCCGCUGCUGAGCCCCAGGCUGGAUCCGAAGCUACUGACGCUGCUACUCCUGCAGCUGCUGGUGAAGAAGUAGUUGGACAAGAAGAGACUGUGACCGAGCCAGUUACUAAACUGAAUGGUGAUGGCAUUACUGCAUACGCAGAUGCAACUAAAACAGACGAGGCAGCUGUAGUUAAGGAUACACCUGAAGUUGCACAAGCAUCUUCAACUACUGCUACUGCUGCACCAAAAACUGAAGCUGAUGUUAAUGUUGAUGCAACUGGUGCUGCCGCUACUACUACUACUACUAGCCCUGUUGAAAUCACAGAGGGAACGCCUCUUGAAUUGAGUGACAAUGGUAAUGGUGCAACCACAGCUGAGCCUGCCGCCGCCAAGGAUACUGAACCAAUAGCAGAGCCAGUCACUACUGAAGAAGCCAAGACUUCUACCUCGAACCAGACCAAGAAGUCUAAUUUCUUCAAGAGGUUCUACAGCAAAUUCCAAAAACCAGUGAUUGCAAAGUAA
This is a messenger RNA of Lodderomyces theae, 660 nucleotides long. RefSeq lists its product as uncharacterized. The record is from RefSeq and is a predicted model, not a curated record. Bases 1 to 660 code for a protein of 219 amino acids. Lineage: Eukaryota; Fungi; Ascomycota; Pichiomycetes; Serinales; Debaryomycetaceae. The transcript has a single exon.